Molecule: messenger RNA, 854 nt
Organism: Drosophila arizonae
Lineage: Eukaryota; Metazoa; Arthropoda; Insecta; Diptera; Drosophilidae
Product: farnesol dehydrogenase
Molecular function (GO): oxidoreductase activity
Source: RefSeq, a predicted model, not a curated record
GAAGCCAAAUGAAGCUCUCCAAGUGUAGCAUGUGCAAUACACAAUGCUAACAUCGGCGAUUCGCUUUCAUUGCAUCAUGGAGCGUUGGCAUAACAAGCUGGCUGUUGUUACCGGUGCCAGUGGCGGCAUUGGAGCUGCCUGUGCUCGUGCUAUGAUUGGCGCUGGUUUGCGCGUCGUCGGGUUGGCGAGACGCGAGGCCAAAUUGAAGGAGCUUAAGGAGAGUUUACCUAAAGAUUUGCAGAAAAACUUUAUACCACGAUAUUGUGACAUAUCCAAGGAGGAGCAGGUGCUGAGCACAUUCGACUGGAUCGAACGUGAGCUGGAAGGUGCGGAUGUACUUUUAAACAAUGCGGGCAUAACUCGCGAAACGGAGCUUGUGACGCCGGGCAAUACGAAAAAGCUGCAAGAGGUCAUCGAUACAAAUGUCAUGGGCGUUAUUUGGUGUACGCGGGCAGCCUUCAACAACAUGCUGAAGCGCGAUGUAGAAGGACAUGUGGUGAUCAUCAACAGCAUUGCGGGUCAGCAGGUGUUGAAUUUCAUUGAUGUAUUGCCAUCGUUCAACAUCUAUCCAGCCACAAAGUUUGCCAUCACAGCUCUGACCGAAACAUAUCGUCAGGAAUUUCAGCUGCACAAGAGCAAAGUACGUGUGACGGGGAUUUGCCCGGGCGCAGUCAAUACGAAUAUAUUUCCCGAGGAAAUACAUUUCUAUGUUAAGGAUAUGGCAAGACUAGAUCCCUCAAAUAUAGCCGAUGCGGUGCUCUAUGCACUAAGAACACCUCAGCACGUCCAGAUACACGAAAUAACUAUUAAGCCAAUGGGUGAACUUUUUUAAGCUACACUUGCAAUUUGAUUUA